GAGAUGGCGGCGGUGAAGGCUCUCAACCCCAGGGCGGAGGUGGCGCGAGCUCAAGCCGCGCUGUCAGUCAAUAUCUGUGCGGCCCGAGGGCUACAGGACGUGUUGAGGACCAACCUGGGGCCCAAGGGCACCAUGAAAAUGCUUGUUUCUGGUGCAGGAGACAUUAAGCUUACCAAAGAUGGCAAUGUUCUGCUCCAUGAAAUGCAAAUUCAGCACCCAACAGCUUCUUUGAUAGCAAAGGUAGCAACGGCCCAGGAUGACAUCACUGGUGAUGGUACUACUUCAAAUGUUCUGAUUAUUGGAGAGCUUCUGAAACAGGCAGAUCUCUACAUUUCAGAGGGUCUACAUCCGAGGAUAAUAACUGAAGGCUUUGAAGCAGCAAAGGCAAAAGCACUUGAAGUUCUGGAGGAGAUUAAAAUUGAGAAAGAAAUGACCCCAGAAAUCCUUCUAGAUGUGGCUAGAACAUCUCUCCACACUAAAGUUCAUGCUGAAUUGGCUGAUGUGUUAACAGAGGCUGUGGUAGAGUCUCUUCUAGCCAUUAGAAGACCAGGUUUUCCUAUUGACCUUUUCAUGGUCGAGAUAAUGGAGAUGAAGCAUAAGUCAGAAACGGAUACAACGUUGAUCAGAGGGCUAGUUUUAGACCAUGGUGCUCGUCAUCCUGAUAUGAAGAAAAGAGUUGAAGAUGCUUUUAUUCUCACUUGCAAUGUAUCACUGGAGUAUGAAAAAACAGAGGUAAACUCUGGCUUUUUCUAUAAGACUGCAGAAGAGAGAGAGAAAUUGGUAAAAGCUGAAAGACAAUUUAUUGAAGAUAGAGUAAACAAAAUAGUAAAACUGAAAAGAGAAGUCUGUGGAGAUGGAAAUAAAGGAUUUAUUGUUCUUAAUCAGAAGGGCAUUGAUCCAUUUUCCUUAGAUGUCCUUGCAAAAGAAGGUAUUGUGGCUCUUCGAAGAGCUAAAAGAAGAAAUAUGGAGCGGCUGACUCUUGCUUGUGGUGGGAUUGCCAUGAACUCCCUUGAUGACCUCACUCCGGAGUGCCUGGGCCAUGCUGGGCUCGUUUACGAGUACACGUUAGGGGAAGAAAAGUUCACCUUCAUCGAGAAGUGCGACAACCCUCGCUCAGUGACCCUGCUGAUCAAGGGGCCCAACAAGCACACGCUCACCCAGAUCAAGGAUGCCAUCCGAGACGGGCUGCGGGCGGUCAAAAAUGCUCUGGAUGACCGCUGUGUAGUUCCGGGUGCCGGCGCAGUCGAAGUGGCAAUAUCUGAAGCUCUUGUCAAGCACAAAUUCAAUAUUAAAGGGAGAGCCCGCCUUGGAGUCCAGGCUUUUGCGGAUGCAUUGCUCAUCAUUCCCAAGGUACUCGCUCAAAAUUCUGGCUUUGAUCUCCAAGAAACACUGGUAAAAAUUCAGGCAGAACAUGCAGAAACAGGAAAGCUUUUUGGUAUAGAUUUGAACACAGGUGCUCCAAUACUACCGGCAGAAUUAGGAAUUUGGGACAACUACUGUGUGAAGAAACAACUUCUUCACUCUUGGUCAAGAGAGGCCCGGACUGGGGCUGGAGACCUGGCCGGGGAGGCCCGCAUCCACGAGGCGCCCCUUCCACCCUGCAUGGUCUCACAUCUCUCCCUCCCUUUCUCCAGGUCCCCCUCCCUCCUCCUCGCGCUGCUCCAGGCUCAGACGCAGGGCCCCGCGGCCCCAGGGCUUUAG
This is a messenger RNA of Gracilinanus agilis (Agile Gracile Mouse Opossum), 1701 nucleotides long. RefSeq names its product chaperonin containing TCP1 subunit 6B (gene CCT6B). Gene Ontology annotation, cellular component: chaperonin-containing T-complex. Gene Ontology annotation, biological process: protein folding. The record is from RefSeq and is a predicted model, not a curated record. The coding region runs from base 4 to 1701 and encodes 565 amino acids. Lineage: Eukaryota; Metazoa; Chordata; Mammalia; Didelphimorphia; Didelphidae. Gene Ontology annotation, molecular function: ATP binding; ATP-dependent protein folding chaperone; ATP hydrolysis activity. The transcript has 14 exons.